Prunus avium (sweet cherry) is the source of this 535-nucleotide messenger RNA. NCBI's taxonomy places the organism in Eukaryota, Viridiplantae, Streptophyta, Magnoliopsida, Rosales, Rosaceae. The record is from RefSeq and is a predicted model, not a curated record.
AUUAUAGAAUUGGGACGAAAGAGCAAAGUCUGAAGCUUGAAGUUGAACUGCAUUACCUUCACGAUGAGCGAGACUCGACCAGUGCCAAGGAGAGAGAGCCCAUGGGGGAGGCCAGAGGGAGAUCAUCGUGAACCUAAGGCCCAUCGCUGCAAUGACCGAGCCGAGGACGUCAUCCAAGCUUGUUUUGAGGGCAACCCAUUCAAGACAGUUCCAGGGCCAUUUAAGCUUUUCUGGCAGUGCAUGCGAUCCAAACCCGGGGAGGAACCAACGGAGCCAUAUACAUAUUUGCAGCUGGAUCCCCCAACUAGAGAGGUGAAACUGGAGUAAAACCACCUUGGCUUCGUAAACAAUUUCAUUUUUAGGUUGGCUCGUCUCAAAAUUUCCAAUUUUUGUUAUCUAUUGUCUAAAUAAUAUAAUGUUGGAGUGCCACUGAGAUUACGGCUUCAUAUGCUCUAACUAUACCGACAGUUGAACUCAGCAGCUUAUUUGAUUUCUAUUUGAACCAACAACGUAAUGUCAUCUUCUUUUACAUGAG